AUGAGACCCACCAGCUACUCGUGUACUGUAUUCAAUUUCACUUUCAGUAAAUAUAAUGGCCGGAGGUUUAGCGCAAGCAUACACCACAAUGGGUUUAUGAAAACAGUUGAGGUUACUCAUCAUAAAGCACCUGCUAGUCAAGAAACCUCAACAUUAAAAGUUGCAGCUGAUAUUUGGAGAAAAGAGGUAAUUCGUGGUAUAAAUAAAGGUGUUAAUGCUGUAGCUCUAAGACAAUGUACAGAUUGGGCUAGUAGAUUUAGAUUAACAAGGUUAAGUGAAACUGCUAUCUGGAGAAUACGAAAUGGUGAUGUGGUUGGUUAUUCUAGACCAUUGUCACUCAUUCAAAAAAUUUUAGCAAGUGCCCUUGGUGGUGGCUUGUCUUGUUGGAAUCAAUCAAUUGAAGUUACUCGUGUGAAAAUGAAAUCUCAAGUACAAACACUCAAAAAUAAUGGAUUGAAAUGGGUUUAUCUUGGUGUAACUCCUAAAAAACCAAGUAAUAAUUUAAAUAUAUGUGAAACCAAAAAGCAAUUAGGAAUAAAUACUACUGAUAUCAAAAAACUCAAAGAUCACGGUUUCCACACACUUGAGUCAGUUGCAUACACACCUAGAAAAGCAUUAUUAAAUAUUAAAGGAAUUUCUGAAGCAAAAGUUGAAAAAAUACUAACUGAAGGAUUUCAACCAGCAACAGAAAUCCAAAGAAAAAGACAUGAACUUGUUUAUAUCACAACAGGAUCCGAUCAACUUAAUAAUAUUUUAGGAGGUGGAAUUGAAACGGGCUCAAUAACUGAAUUAUUUGGUGAAUUCCGUACUGGAAAAAGUCAAUUAUGUCAUACGCUUGCUAUCUCGUGUCAGCUUCCUGCAAGUAUGGGUGGCGCUGAAGGAAAAUGUAUUUACAUUGAUACGGAAAAUACCUUUAGACCUGAAAGAUUAAUCACUAUUGCAGAAAGAUUUGGGCUUAAUGGAGAAGAAGCAUUAGACAAUGUGGCAGUAGCAAGAGCUUAUAACACGGAUCAUCAAUUUGAUCUUUUAAUUAAUGCUGCUGGAAUGAUAUUUGCUGUUCUAAUCGUUGAUAGCGUAACAGCAUUGUAUAGAACUGAUUAUGCUGGAAGGGGCGAAUUGGCUGCACGUCAAAUGCAUUUAGCAAAAUUCUUACGAUCUCUUCAACGUUUGGCUGAUGAAUUUGGCGUGGCUGUUGUUGUGACAAAUCAAGUUGUUGCUACUGUUGAUGGUAAUAUGGCUAUGUUUGGUGGUGAAACUAAGAAACCAGUAGGAGGAAAUAUCAUGGCACAUACUUCAACUACAAGACUUUAUUUUCGUAAAGCUUCUAAAGAAAAUCGUAUAUGUAAAAUAUAUGAUUCACCAUGUCUACCGGAAGCUGAAGCAACAUUUGCUAUUGGCAAAGGUGGAAUUGAGGAUGCUAAAGAUUAA
This is a messenger RNA of Entrophospora candida, 1428 nucleotides long. Lineage: Eukaryota; Fungi; Glomeromycota; Glomeromycetes; Entrophosporales; Entrophosporaceae. The record is from the annotation of a GenBank genome assembly.